AUGAGGGUGGCAGGUGCUGCAAAGUUGGUGGUGGCUGUGGCAGUAUUUUUACUGAUGUUUUAUGUUAUAUCUCAAGUAUUUGAAAUAAAAAUGGAUGCAAGUUUAGGACAUCUAUUUGCAAGAUCAGCAUUCGACACAGCUGCCCGUUCUACUAAGCCUCCAAGAUACAAGUGUGGCAUCUCAAAAGCUUGCCCUGAGAAGCAUUUUGCAUUUAAAAUGGCAAGUGGAGCAGCCAACGUGGUGGGUCCCAAAAUUUGUCUGGAAGACAACGUCUUAAUGAGUGGUGUUAAGAAUAACGUUGGACGAGGCAUCAAUGUUGCCUUGGUAAAUGGGAAAACAGGAGAAGCCUUAGACACUAAAUAUUUUGACAUGUGGGGAGGAGAUGUGGCACCAUUUAUUGAGUUCCUGAAGUCCAUACAAGAUGGAACAAUAGUCUUAAUGGGAACAUAUGAUGAUGGAGCAACCAAACUCAAUGACGAGGCGCGGCGGCUCAUUGCUGAAUUGGGGAGCACAUCUAUUACUAAUCUUGGUUUUAGAGAUAACUGGGUCUUCUGUGGUGGGAAAGGCAUUAAGACAAAAAGCCCUUUUGAACAGCACAUAAAGAACAAUAAGGAUACAAACAAAUACGAAGGCUGGCCAGAAGUUGUAGAAAUGGAAGGCUGUAUCCCCCAGAAGCAGGACUGA
Molecule: messenger RNA, 684 nt
Organism: Orycteropus afer afer
Lineage: Eukaryota; Metazoa; Chordata; Mammalia; Tubulidentata; Orycteropodidae
Gene: FAM3C
Product: FAM3 metabolism regulating signaling molecule C
Exons: 9
Coding region: 1-684 (227 amino acids)
Source: RefSeq, a predicted model, not a curated record